This is a messenger RNA of Pocillopora verrucosa, 6480 nucleotides long. Lineage: Eukaryota; Metazoa; Cnidaria; Anthozoa; Scleractinia; Pocilloporidae. The record is from RefSeq and is a predicted model, not a curated record.
AUGAAGAAGCUUUUGAUCAAAGUUGUCUUCAUGGUGUUCAUUAUAAAGCAAGUUAUUAUGACUAGAACGGGACCAACAGACUUAACACUGGUUGAAACAAAUUUGACAUCAAUCACAGUAAGGUGGAAACCUAAUUUUGAAAGUGAUGGUUAUAACUCACUACAAGGAUACAGGAUAAAAUAUGCAAAGUCUGGGGAUGCUGAUUAUGCCAUUAUAGAUGUGAAGUCUGAGGAAACUCAAGCUAAAAUAACAGACCUUGAAAAGAACACCAACUAUGAAAUUUGUGUGGCUGGAGUAUUUAGUAUAGGAGGAAGAGGACAGUAUUCAGAGAAAAUUGAAGCAAGGACAAAAUUGUCUAACAUUCCAUGUUACAGCCCAAAUGUGACCCUGCCAAAUGUCUCACCAAGUGCAUCUUCAGAUUGGAGCAUUCACAGAUCAAGACAGUUUGUAAUCCAAUCUGAGGUCAAACUAAAUUGUGAGUUAUCUGACAAAACAUUGUUCCUUUGGCAUGUUUAUCAACUGGGUAAAAAAAAUAUGCCAUUACUUUCAAGAAAUACUCCCUCAGAAUUGCACAUCACACCCCGCUUGUUGCCAGUUGGUGAUUUUAUGGUUCAACUCAACGUCAGCAUGAUAGGAACAGCAGUGUUUGGGGUCAGUCAGGGUUACUUCCAGGUGGUGAGAAGCCCUUUGGUUGCAUUAAUUGCUGGAGGAAGCAAGGUGGCCAGAGGACUGAACAGGACAUUGAUGUUUGAUGCAUCCCUUUCGUAUGAUCCGGAUGAGGAGAAUGGACACUUCUUUGGCCUCAAUUUCACAUGGCUAUGUAGACAAGAGUCACCUCUGGAUCUUAAUAAUUCAAACAAAGCAGGAUGUUAUUAUAGAACUGGUGAUAAAGAAUCUGUUGAGCACAAACUUAGAGUGAACAACAGUCUCAUGGCAGAAAAUACCUCAUACUUCAUAACAGUGCUGAUUACAAAGGAUAAAAGGCAAGCUAAGUACACUCAGGAAGUGUACAUUGUCUCAGGCGAUCCACCAGAAGUGGAAAUCAGGUGUGUUGAAAACUGUGAUAUAAAAUUAAAUCCAUCUGGAAGAAUGGCUCUACAAGGUAUCUGCACAGGUGCUUCUUGUCAUGGUACUCUCAAUCACAAGUGGACAAUUUUGAGAAACUCAAAUAACUCAUCUAACAAUACCCGAUGGGCGGAAGUGUUAGAAAUACAAAAGUUGGUAACUACUUCAAUAACGUCGAAAUCUCUUGUUACUAGACCUAGAGUCCUGACACCCAAUACUCGUUUUAAGUUUAUAUUGACUGCACAACGAUCAGGUGGAUAUAUGGGGUAUUCCGAAUUCCACGUCACCACAAACAGCCCGCCUACUGGGGGAGUAUGCAGUGUCAGCCCAACAUCAGGAGUUACUCUUACAACAGAGUUUCAUUUUACGUGUGAUAACUGGGAGGAUCCGGACCUCCAGCUACGAUAUGAUUUUAUUUACCUGACACAUAACAAUCUGCUCAAUGUGGCAUACACAGGUAUAAAAACUAGUAUAACAACCAAGCUUCCUGCAGGGGAAAAGAAAAAUAACUUUACCAUCGACUUUCGCGUGAGAGUAACCAACAUGUUCGGAGUAUUCACUGAAGUGAGGACUCCUGUACAGGUCUUACAGCCCAGCAUUGAACAAACAUACCUCUCAGAUAUUGUUCAAAACCUCACAACCGGGGAUGAGAGUGAGCUGAAGUAUUUGAUCCAGUUGGGUGACGUGUCAAGUGCUCUACAAUUGACGGCGGCAGCCAUUUCGGUCGUUGGUGUAAUUCCGAAUUCGAAAACAACAGAAAGUCAGGCCCAUGAGUUGACAGAGAAACGGAUCAUGGUGAAAUCAAACAUCAUACAACUGUUGUCCGCUAUCCCGGUGGAUACAGUCGUCAGAGUUCAGCAGGUGUCAAAUGUAAUUGCCUCCGCCAGCUCGGUCUUUGACGAGGUUACCGUUGAAGCACAGAAAGAUGCAACGGAUGCACUCGGAAAGAUGACUUCAGUAUUGAAGGUGGAGAGUACAGCUGGGGAAAGUUACGACUCGCUUUAUGAUGGCGCAAAAAGUCUUGUUAAUGGUCUUGGUAACAUACUAAAGGUAGCAUCACAUGGAGCUAGAGUAUACGAUGAGCAUUUACAGGAGAAAUCUUACAUCAAAGCUAACUUAACAAGUACAGAUGAACAACUCUCACGUAAGAGCCGGUGGUUACCAUUCAGGUCAAGAGGUUCCUUGCCAUAUUUAUGGAGCAGAAGGAGAGAAAGAGACGCUUCUGACGCGCAGCUUCAGGCUCGAAUCCACGUUGAGAGUAUACUCCAGUCUUUGAAAGAGAUCGGAAGUAUCAUCUUGUCCCGAACUCUCGUUGGUGAGGAGCCGAAAAUGCUUUCAGCCCAAGCCAUAUCUUUGUUAAUGUUGCGAGAGGAGCCGAAUAUGCUCGUUAGGACUAUUUUGACAAACAAAGGAAACAGUUUUCAGUUUACUUCUUUACCUAUCCAGUUGGCUACCAUUACCCAAUUUGUAGAUAGCCAGAUGUUAACAACGGACUUUACACCUUUUUCUUGGGACCCCUCAGGCUCAAGAGUGACAACUGCAGUUUCAAGCCUUGAACUUAAGAAUAGUUAUGGGCAUUUCCUGAAUACGACAGAACUGACAGCUCCAAUUACCAUAAAACUUCAGAACCUCUCGCGAUUCACAAAGGCCUCUCUGUCUCAUUACAUUGGAGCCAACAGAACUGUUUUUUACAAGAUAAAUGUCACUCAGUUAGGAAUAGCCUUAGUGCUGAAGAUUCGUCCGGAAAGCAACCAGACAGAGUUUGCUGUGACUGUUAAGUAUGGAGAGCGGCCAUCUCCGAGAAAUAUCGACUUGAAUUUAACAAUACCUGACCUUUCAUCUUGCAAUCAGAUGCCAGAUGGCUAUGUGAACUGUUCACGCGAUCCAUAUAUAGUAUUUAUGAACCAGGAGUUUAUUCAGAACAAGGGUCUUGGCUACUACUUCAUUAGCCUUACAGUCAUGCCAAGAGUUUCUGACAUCUCUCGAGUUAGACGCUGCUCAAAGCGUUCAUGUGUGCAAUUCAAAAAACUACCCACCACAGGGGAAAGUCUCAACGUACCACAAUACCAUGAAGGUGAUAAAAAUUACACCAUUCAAGCGAUGCCGGCUGCUUGUCUGUUCUGGAAUGCGAAAAUAUCCCGCUGGACGUCAGACGGAUGCAAGGUAAGCGAAGUAACAACUCAGGAUUACAUACAUUGCUCCUGUAAUCACCUGAGUGCUUUUGGUGGUCAGUUACUCGUGGCACCCACUCCCAUCGAUUUUGAUAGAGUUUUCACAGAAUUGGUUCGCUUACCAGAUAGUGGAAACGUGGCUGUUAUAAUAGCAGUUGGCUGUGUGUUUGGUCUCUAUCUGGGACUGCUGCUAUGGGCCAGACGGAAUGACAAACUUGAUCUCGUGAAGGUGGGCGAGAGGGCAUUCAUAGGCGUACCCAUACCUUGGUAUCACUUCGUCGAGGUUCAAGUAUUUACGGGCAUCUGGCGAAACUCGGGAACCACCGCCAACGUUUUUAUUGUACUGGAGGGAGAGUUAGGUACCAGUCGACCGUAUCAUUUGAAGCACCAUUCGUGCAUUCCUUUUGCAAGAGGGAGUAUUAUUUCCUUCGUUAUUUCCAUUCCUGUCGACAUUGGCACCAUAAAAUCUGUUCGAGUAUGGCAUGACAAUGCAGGCACCAGUCCAUCAUGGUUUUUGAAUCAGAUCAAGGUUAGCGAUCUGUUCAGUAAGAUACAAAGGAACUUUGUAUGUUUUACGUGGCUGGCAGUUGAUAAAGGUGAUGGAUUAAUAGAUCGUACCUUUCGUUUCACAACAGCGGGUGACAGAGGAAUUGAUUUUUCCUCGUAUGUUCAGAACAGAAUUGCUGAAGAAGUCAGUGAUUUACAUUUGUGGUUUUCUGUCGCUGCAAGACCACCAAGAUAUCGAUUUAGUCGCGUGCAACGUUUAUCUUGUUGUCUAGUAUUAUUGCUGACAAUUAUGCUAACUAGUGCGAUGUUUUACGAACAUAGAACAGCGAUGGACGAUGCACAGGGAACGCUAAGGUUGGGUCGUUUUGUUGUAAACUUCAGAGAAUUCAUCAUUGGAGUGGAGAGCCUUAUGGUUGUAUUUCCUGCCUACAUUUUGACCGUGCAACUUUUUGCUCGUACUCGAUCCUCGAAUGAGAAUAAGCAAAUGGCUCUCAAAACCAACGCAAGGACGAAAUUUAGCAAGAUAAAACGCGAGUUUUCUUUUCCACGCUGGUUUAUUUGCGUUCCUUGGCUCUUGUGUUUUCUCCUCUCAACUUGUGCGGCGGCUUUUGUUAUCUUCUACAGUCUACAGUGGGGUGCAGAUACAAGUGAGCAGUGGCUUAUUUCGGUUGCAAUGUCAAUUUUGUUGGACUUAUUUGUAACGGAACCAGCGCAAAUCAUCGUCGUUGCUUUUAUACUGCCUCAUCUUUUCAAAAGUACAUGUGAUAGGUCCACCUGGAUUUCUAGCCCUGUAGACACAGAGGUUAGUCUCGAAGAUAUUAGAGUCGGUGGGCUAGACUAUGAUGAAGUCGAAAAAGAAGAACUUAAAACACCAAAGCCCUUAACGAAGAGAAAAUUACGUCGCGUAAGGGCUGCUCGAAUGAGGGAAAUGUAUAUGUACAAAGCUCUUCGGAAUAUAGUAUCGUACUUACUAUACUUGUUAAUUUUACUUACUGUUUGUUACGGUGGACGUAGCAAGCAUGGAUACAUGAUGACAUCUUCCAUGAAGAACACAUUUGGAGAACUCAAUACGAUCUCAAAUCACUUCAACACAUGGAACUGGUUACGUGACGUUUUGGUACCCGGGCUUUUUGAAGACGGAAAAGAUGUUACCUCAAAUAGUUCCAGGCUCUACAUUGGAAACGGCGACGCAGUCCUCGUUGGGAUGCCUCGUCUUAGGCAGCUACGAGUCAAAGAAGGUUCUUGUGAUGUCAGCAUAGAGGAAUUGACAACCCCACUCAACUCUUGCGUGGCUACAUAUACAUUUACUAACGAGGACAAAACCAGCUCCCUUGGAAAAAAAUGGCGUUUGUUUUCCUCAUUUAGGAAUGAGUCACUCGUUAGUCUUCCUCAGGUCUGUCCAAGUGCUUGGCAUUAUUCUUCAGCCCAGCAAACACUAAAUAUUCCCUUAUGGGGAAAACUUCAUCUGUUUAAUUUUUAUGGUGAAGGAGGUUACCUGGCCGAGUUGGGCUAUGACAAAACUACAGCACUGAACGUCAUCUCCGAACUAAACCUGUUUGACUGGAUUGACAGAUUUACCAGUGCAUUAAUUUUUGAGUGCGCAGUUUUUAACUCUCAGGUAAAUUUGUUCAGUGUGAUUUGGAUCCUGAUUGAGUUUUCGCCAAGUGGUCUCGUGGUUUCUAAUCACGUGAUUCAUACUAUGCACAUAUAUGACAUUGGUGGGGGCUACAGUACUGUAACCAUAACCUGUCAAUUGUUACUAGUGGUUUAUAUUAUAUACUUUGUUAUCAAGGAAACGAGGAAGAUGAUCGUGGGAAUUCGACUGUAUUUCUCACGUUUUAUCAAUUGGGUGGAAAUCCUCCAGACUAUAUCAGUCAUUUUCUUUCUAAUUGCUCACAUUAUGAAAGAAACAAAGCUCUUCGCUACCACAGCUGAACUUGAGAAAAACACAUUUCAAUUUAUCAGCUUCGAUUGGGGAGUUCUUCUACAAGACUUAGAAACGGUAUUUUUAUCGUUACUGAUGUUCUUGAACACUUUGAAGUUGCUGUAUUUGCUCAAAUUCAAUCCCCGUGUGAGGCAUUUAUUCCAUGUAAUGAAGGGAUCUGCUCGGGAACUCGUUCACUGCUCAAUUGUAUUCGCUGUGUUCAUGUUUGGAUGUAUCCAUGUAGGAUAUAUUCUAUUUGGGAGAGAACUUUACUCCUUUUCUUCGCCUUUCCUCAUUCUACAGUCUCUUCUUGUCGAAGGAGUCGUUGGUGGCGGAGUGGACUAUUUUAACGAUUGUUGCACAGUCAUUGGCCCCGUUUACUUUACAGCGUUAAAAUUGGGACUUAAUCUCAUAUGCAUAAAUAUUUUCGUUUCUGUUCUUGUUUAUAAUUAUGGCCGCAUCAGGGAACUCUCCAGAGGAGAAUUUGGUCUUGGACACUUCGUGAUAAUGAAAACGAGGGAACUACUAGGCUGCGUGGGCGACCGCUUAAGGGCGAAUGAAGACAAAUCUGCGUAUGAUUUACCGAACACGGAGAUUGAGGAAGAUAUUCUUCCUGAGGCAGCUGAGAUAUUGGCAAGGUUGGAUCGGAUUAAUCAUCUUUUAAAUGUUCACUAUGCCGAAGAAUUUUGUGAAGACCUUGAACUGUUUUCUUUGUGGUUUGAUCUCCACAUGCAAGCUAGGAAAUCCAAGGAUUUACAAGAAAACUGGUUCGAUUCACCAGAAAGUUUUGAGUCUGCUGAGGAGGAAGAUUAG